Symbiodinium sp. CCMP2592 is the source of this 2466-nucleotide messenger RNA. Lineage: Eukaryota; Dinophyceae; Suessiales; Symbiodiniaceae. The record is from the annotation of a GenBank genome assembly.
AUGGAUGGGUUGCGGUUUUUCGUCGAUUGCGUGCUGAACUCACCCAAUCCAUGCUCAAAGACAAGGCCGACUUUGUCAGGCGCGGCUACCAGCAAGCCCGAAACGACGGACCGAGAGAGUUCCAGUACAAGCUUCGAGCCGUCCUCCGGUGUGGGCGUAAGUUUCGUGCCCGUCAUUGGCCAACAGCCAAAGGAGGAGAUUGGGCGUCAGAGCGUUCUGGACGCAUUCUCCUGUCACUUUGCGGGACCAGAACGUGCAAAACCUGUGGCUUUGGCAGACGCGCUAUCAGCCCGUCCCUCCGCCUCAGUCAGCGGCCAGCUUGAAGGAGAUCGCCUACCCAGCAUUGUCCAACUGACAAGUGCGUUCGGCCGUCUCAAGCCCAAUAAGGCGGCGGGGAUUUCUGGACUUCCUUCAGAAGUCUUCCGAGCAGCACCAGUGUUGGCGGCUCAAGCCUUCUGGCCUGUGCUGCUCAAAUCCAUCGUCCGUGGCCCUUUUCCAUUUCAAUGGCGCGGAGGUGCUGCGGUCACAGUUCCAAAACCUGGCAAGGCCUCCAAUGAGCUUGAAGGUUACAGGUCGGUUAUCCUGCUCGAACCAUCGGCUAAAGCGGCACAGGUGGCUUACCGUCCACUUUUACAUGAUGAGUUCCUAAAGCUGCGCACCCGUGUCCAUUUCGGAGGGGUUGCAGGGGCGCCCCUCUCUCUCCCCGCUGCGUGUGUCAAAGCACACCUUUUGCACUUGAACGCCACAGGAUCCAGCGGAGGGGCUGUUUUCGUUGACUGCAAAUCGGCUUAUUAUAGUGUCGCUCGGGAGGUGCUCAAGGCCACACCAGCGCAGUUGGCCGAUGACGAAUGGGCCCAUCGCAGAGCGGCGAUCUUUUUCACCCAAGAAGCGGAUCGCAGAGCAUUCAUUGCAGCACUGCGUGCCCACCCUGCGCCGGCACAACUCAGCCACUGCCCUGAGCUAGCUACCAUCCUCCGACGCCAGCUAGAAGGCACCUGGUUUACCACUCGACCUGAAUCCCACACAGUGAUGCAGGCGGAGUCUGGAACGAUGCCUGGAUCACCAGUCGCUGACCUCCUCUUUGGGGUCGUUUUCCAUCGCAUCCUCUCAGACAUUAACGCCUGCCUGAAUGAAUUAGGCUGCUGUGCCUUUCCAGGCUUCUGUCAGAACGGGGAGACUUCACCAACUGAGCCCACUUGGGCUGACGACGUCUGCAUCCUAUUUCAGGUUGUUAAGGCUCAGCAACUUGAGGAGGUCCUCCAAGCUAUCAUGCAGGUAGUGACCACUGCCAUGCAGCAGCAGGGCCUGGCUGCGAACCUUGGCGCAGGCAAAACUGAGUGUAUGUUAGUGGCGCACGGCCCGGGCUCACAGACUGUGCGACGCAACCUGCUGACACACGCUCAGCCGAGUGUCUCUUUCAACGGGCCGAAAGGGCCCGCCAAGGUCCGGCUCGUGCCUUCCUACACCCAUCUGGGGUGCGUCCUCAGAGCAGAUGGCAACGACUUGCCAGCUCUGCGCCACCGAGAACAGCAAGCUCAGAGCAUGUAUGGGCCAGUUAGGCGUAAGCUCCUCUGCAACCCCUAUCUGACAGAACGGGAGAAGUUGGAGGUCUUCCGCUCGCGAAUUCUGUCCUCUUUUCUGCACGGAGCAGGGUUGCUCGUCCUACGGACAAAGGCGGAGCAGGACAAAUUCACUGAAGUCAUCUCGCGAUUUCACAGGGGAAUUUUUCGUCCGAUCCUGUCCAUCUCCAGUACAGGAUACUCCAAUGAGGAAAUCGCCACGAUUCUCAACUUGGCCUUGCCCUCUGAACUUUUAGAUGUUGCCCGAGCAAGGACUCUGGCCGAUAUCUGCAACGCUGGCCUUGACCCUGUGCUGAGAUGCCUAUGCUCAGACCAAGACUGGUGGUCACAGGCAAUAAAGGCCUCGGUCACUGUUGGGCUCCUCCCAAGAGCCGCCGAGACUGUGGACGACCUUCGUCGGAUCAUGCCAAGCACUGCCAAAUCUGUCUCUCUCGCCUGCAGGCGGUUCCUCAGGACACGUUGUGCCUCGAGGAAAUUUGACAGAACAAAACUCGUCCCGCGAGACGAGCCCGACGUGCCUGCAGUCACUCACUCGGCUGGACCUGCGUUGGCGUGGCCUUGCCACCUCUGCCACCAGGCCUUCAGCGGGCGUCGACAGCUCGCAGUGCACCUGUCAAAACAUCACGGGCAACGACCCGCACAAGUCCGAUGUGCUUUCGGCACAUCGUGCCAGAAAUGCCAGGUUGAGUUUUGGUCUUUGCGCAGACUUACAGAGCACUUGCGUAAGUCUGACUUGUGCAGGGCUGUAUACUCAGCCUCAGACAUAGACGCUGAUGCACCAGCGCCUACAACCAACGCAUACGCGUGGCAACCCGCGGUGCGUGUGGAAGGACCGUCGCCAUGGUGGGCCACAUUGGCGCCUCCAUUGUGCGACGAGCCCUCUUAA